Closterium sp. Yama58-4 is the source of this 1314-nucleotide messenger RNA. The record is from the annotation of a GenBank genome assembly. Lineage: Eukaryota; Viridiplantae; Streptophyta; Zygnematophyceae; Desmidiales; Closteriaceae.
AUGGUAGAGGGCCCAGCACAGCAGAAGAAGGUCCGAUCCGAGCUAGAGCUUUACCGAGGAGCGAGCUACAAUGGAGAAACGAAGAUGGUCGUGCCGUUUGCGAUUCUCCUGUUAUCCGCAAUCGCCACUGCCAGCUCAGCAGAUGGUAGCCCUUAUACCGUCGCGCCUUAUAUCGCGGAUUAUGAAAGCUCGAAACGCAGUCAUGAAGCGAACGCGCCGUUUGCGUGGCCUUCCGCAGAUCCCGCCAACACGAAUCCAAUGCGACUGCACCCAGGCAACGCCCGUCAGCGACUCCAUCUAUCCGGCCGGCUAGCCGUUCCUCGUGCCGUUCUGUCAGCAGCCAACGACGCGGAAGCUUCCCCUGAUCGCCGCACUCUUUCCGCCACGAAUCCGCACGUUUCCGCGCCGAGCCUCUCGUCUGGUCCGAACCUGGUCUCUACGUUCGCUUUCAUGCAGCCUCGGGAUCCGAGCCAGGUCUCGCCGGCUCCUCCGAGCCUGGCCCCCCCAGUCCCGGACCCCCCAAUCCCGGGGCCUCCGCCAGUCAAGUCUCCGCCAGUCAAGCCUCCCCCGGUCAAAUCUCCCCCGGUCAAGCCUCCCCCAGUCAAGCCUCCGCCGUCUCCGCCGCCUCCGCCGUUCUUCCAGCCGUGGCCAGUCAACGGCCAGGGAGUCUUCAACGUGCUACAGUUCGGGGCGCGCGCGGACGGGCGCACGGACAACACGGACGCGUUUCGGCGCGCGCUGCAGACCGCGUGCGCGUGGGGGGAGGCGCGGAGCGCGUACGCGCGCCUCGUGGUUCCCGCGAGCGGGCUGUUCCAGAUUUUCCCUAUCGAGCUGGAGGGGCCGUGCGGCGCAGGGCUAGAGGUUCAGAUCUUCCUGAUCGAGUUGGAGGGGCCGUGCGGCGCUGACUUGGAGAUUCAGAUCAACGGUGGCAUAGCCGGUGCUGCCAAUGUCACCUCGUACCCCAAACCACGCAAGAGCAACGCAUGGGCUCUGCUGUUCUUCCGAGGGGUUCCCAACCUGGCCGUCACGGGAGGCGGGUGGAUGGACGGGCGGGGGGCGGGGUUCUGGGCGAAGGGAAAGGGCAAGAAGCGGCCAGCACUGCUGUUCUUGAUGCAUUGCGACAAUGCUACAGUGCAGGGCAUUGGGAUGACCAAUCCAGGCAAGGCACACCUCAAGGUGUAUGGCAGUAACGGGCUGCUUAUAGAGGGGAUAACCACUCGCAGCCCAUUCAACAGCCCCAACACGGACAGCAUUCAGCUAUCCAAGAUCGAGAAUGGCAUCAUACGAAACAGCCAUCUGCAGGGCGGUGAGUGA